Molecule: messenger RNA, 10317 nt
Organism: Haplochromis burtoni (Burton's mouthbrooder)
Lineage: Eukaryota; Metazoa; Chordata; Actinopteri; Cichliformes; Cichlidae
Gene: add1
Product: adducin 1 (alpha)
Exons: 18
Coding region: 6265-9057 (930 amino acids)
Biological process (GO): barbed-end actin filament capping; positive regulation of establishment of endothelial barrier; positive regulation of adherens junction organization
Cellular component (GO): adherens junction; plasma membrane; cytoskeleton
Molecular function (GO): actin filament binding
Source: RefSeq, a predicted model, not a curated record
AGCUGUACGUUUUAUGUCCAAUGGAUGCAUGAUCUGAUUAGUCGACUAAUUGCAAAAAUAAUCAGUGACUAGUCGGCUAUCAAAAUAAUCGUUUGGGACAGCCCUAGUUUAAAUGCCCCCUCCUCUUUUUUUGACAUUAUUUCUGAUCAAGGAAAAAAAAUAGUAUUAAUGUAAAUUAAUGUCAAUAGCCUUGUUUACAUGGGCACAAGUAACCUCAUUAAAAGCCUGUCUGCAUUUAAAAAGAAGUGUAAACAUGCCAAUUUGAAGAUUGUUAUGUGAUCAUGCUCCUUUAAGGUGAUUAAAAUUUCCAAUUGUUAAUCGGUUUGAUCUGUAUGUAAAUAGUUCUUCCAGUGUUCAGGGUGAAAUUAUUCUUGCUCUACAUGUCUGUUACAUCAACACAACAAAAACAAGUUGAAGGUCUGUUCAAAAAGGAAAAAUAACACAAACUUCACAAAUGUUAGAGAGGGGAGAAGCUGAAAUCUGUGACAUGCGGUGUUUGUUUACAUUGGAAAAGACAACUGCUUCUACUGUUUUCCAGAAAGUUAGACUAUUCUGCGCUUGUCAAAUGCUUGGAUGUGUGUAAAUGCAGGUAAUGGUCAGAUCACUUGGUUUAGUUUCUAUGUAAACAAUGACGUUAUAUUACAGGUUUUAAUUAGAUUUACAUUUUGCACGUGUAAACAUGGCUAAUGAGAGCAGCAUUAUGUAUUUGAUUUGCUGCCUCUUGAUUUUAACACGUUAGCUUGUUUAAUUUAAUGAGAAUGAAAUAGUCUCUAAAAGUGCUGGUAGAUUGCUUUGUUGAUACAGCUUCUUUAAUUUUCAGUGGAGUGCACAAAACAAGACAAGACAACAUGCACUGGGCAGAGCUGGAAUGACACCUAAUGCAUUCUUUCUGGUAAUAGCAGCUAGAGAUGACGCUUUCACACACGCAGAAAUACAAGAGUUACUAUUGGAUUCUUUAUUCCCAGUGAUGAUAGGCAUCCAGCUUGGAGAUAUAAGGAGUUAUUGUCUCAGAGCAUCUGUCAAAUAGCUGAAAACAGAUAAAAAGUAGUGAUGGUCUUUCUGUUUCUAUGUUUGUUUGUUUUUCUUUUCCCACCCCUGAACAAAUCUUUUCAGUCUCUCAUUUGAUUGGCAUAUUUUUGGACACAACAAAAUAGAUCUUUUAGUCUUAGCUUAGUCAUGCGGAAAAGAUGGUUUUAGUGCAAGCUUCUGUCUCUCAAAAGUAAAUUAUGAUAACACUGAAGUGUGAACGAAUACACUGAGUGGUUGGGAGUUUUUAUUAAGAGCCGGGCGCACAGAGAUGAAAGCCCGGGGCUGGUCUUCAUGUGCCACCUCGUCUGUGUUUUUGUUUUUCUGCCCAUCAUUGUCUCAUCAGUCUCUGGAGUAUGGAAACAUUUGUAUCGGGUGUUGUCAAAAGAGUUCAAAACAUCAGUCACCAGGAGAGAAUGUGGUUAUUUGCUUAGUACAACAGCUUAUUGUUCAUCUUCCUGUUUAAGAGUAAAAAUGUAUAUUGUAAUAGAAGGUCGUGACUAGGAUCUGGAGUAUUUUGUUGUGAUACUUUAAAACUGUGGACAGACUGUCACUUUCAGUCUGUGUCAGAGGCUAUUGGUAGUUACUGGUGAAAGCUCUGUAGCAUGGCUCUUUUUUGGCAGGAUAAGAUUUUUUAGGACAUUAAUUUGUCAGGUGUGCCAUUAGUUCGGUAAAUAUAUUGCCCUGAUCCCUACCUUAUUUAUCUAAAAUUUUGUGCUUAUUUUUAAUUAAGUAAUUUGCAGGGUUUUCUAAGGUUUAUUUGUUUGGCGUAUAUUGAAUCAAAUGCUGUUUAAUAAAAAAUAAAUAAAUCACACUUUCCUCAGUCAGUGUGAAACCAAAUGUGCUCUUUUAUCAGCUUUAGCACCCUGUUAAAAGAGAGACCUCAAACAAGGGGAUUUUGCCAUUACUGCAGUUGGCGAUAAGGGAGUCUGACACUGUUCAUCAGCUAGAGCUUGCCUGAGAGCAGAGUUUCUUAGUCUUCAGUUCUGUUUCUGAUUGCCUUUGCUGCAGGCUGGGGUUAACAUGGUUGUUGUCUCUCCAGUAUGCAGUAUCAAAAGAUCAUUAUUCACAUCUCCACCCCACAGCUAGUCUUGUAGCAGCUAAUACAUUUUUACACAAACCUCUGUGUCCCUUAUUUUUAGUUAAGGCGGAGAACACACUGCUGAGAUGAAGUGAUGAUAGUAAAGGUAGCUAUAAAGUCCCCGGCAUUUGCAGGGCAGUCUUCAAACACUCCCUGAGCUCUAUUCAGCAACUACAGAGCACUUUCCAAUACGGAUUUUCCAGUGGGUGUGGUUACAAAAGCCAAAAUGUCCUAUGUAAUCCAUUACUGCAUGAUUGAUGAUAUUAACUUUGCUUCCAAAAUAAUUCCUGCAAGAUUAAAUUAUAACAACCAGGAUAGACAUAUUUACCUCUCAGCCUUGUUGUCACCUGGGAGGGUGAGUGGGUGAAUGGCUUGGACACCUAAAUGCACUGAAAUAACUUGAAAAUGAGGCAACAUAGGAGCUUGAAAUUGACAUUAUAGGUGCAUCUACUAAAAAUCCUGGACUACUUCAGACUAAGAAACCAAGAGCAAAAGCAACCGGAUAUACUGCUGUCAUACUCUAAAUGGCACCAUAGUGGAAGUGGAAUUCUUUUCUUGUAGUCUUGUGGUCUGAUAGCGAAUGGCCAAAAUAGUUAAAUGAGUGGCACAUUAAUUCCAAGGUGUGCUUUCUGACACUGACUGCCUUGGAGUGUGAUGUUGGCCCACAGCUGUUCUUACAUAACAGCAAUCUUUAUAGGCUGUCCUGUGUUUCCAUGGUGAUGUGUUUGGUUUCCAAGGCAACUGUACUCCUAACAGGAGCUGAGGCCAGCUGAACACAUGGACCUACAUUUCUUAGGAGAAAGGAGGAAAGGGCCUGGUGAAAUGGCAAACUUUCUGUGUCUGAUGAUGUUUUGCUUACUCUGUCCACAAGGAAUAAACGCUUUUGAGAUCUGAUCAUUUGUCACUUGUAAACAGCAGAAAAGAGUUGCACUGAAUAUGCUCCUGCUGGAAUUUGCAGUGUCUGUUGUUUAACAGCUGGAGGGACUCUGUUGAUGUUUGAAGUGAGGCUGAGUGGAGUAAGAAAUUAUGUAUCAAAUGCUUUUGAGAUGGCAGUGAAAGUGACCUUAUUCAGUGCUGUUUGAGGGUUUUGUUAAAUGCAUAAAAUUAAAUGUUCCUUUUGACCUUUCUGUGCUUUGUUUACGCAGGUAUGGCAGUGGAUUUGAAAGCUAGCAGAUUAUUGUGUACCCUUUGUCUUCUUUCUCUCACAGCUCUCCUUCUCUCAUCUGCCUCUAUGUGGUUUGAAUAUAAUUUAAGAGAUACAUGGUUCCACCUGAAUUUGCAGCACUAAGCAGAACUUUUAGCAUUGUGCAUUGCCGGUUUGGAUUCUAGGGUGAUGGCAGCUUUAAAUGAAAGGAUCCUAUUACAGUGUUCCUGCAGUCCUUUAGUCCGCAGAGUUGGCUCAAUGUGAACAAGAUUUAGGAUUCCAAUCAGACCUAAAUGUUGUUUUCAUGGUUUUACUAUAUUAACUUUGUCUCAAAGAACCUUAUUAAUUAUUAGUAUCUCCAAAACAUUUUUUUUUAAAAUCAAAAAACCUAUCAGUACUUGUCUGAUUAGAAACUUCAACACAAGCACAAAUUUCUUCAUUGCCACCGAGUGCUAAUGGACUGAAAAAGAUGCAGAGUUAAAGCUUUUCUAAACAGUCUCAAUUUUGAUAUUGAUUGUAGGGCAUUAAGCUCAAAUGGAUAAUGCUGAUAUGUUGCUGACUUGCGAUAAAAUGCUGUGGGCCAUUAGUGUCAAUAAUAUCUGUAGGUACUUUUUUUCCCCCCUAACCAAAGUAAGUCACAAAAGUCCAGUUUCAUCAAACGCGGUUUAUUUAUGCACUUAUUCUGUGAAAUAUCAUAUAAACAUUUUGCGGUCUUACAAUUCACGCGGUUUCAGAUUGUGAAAAUGCUGGCAAACCUUCUCCACUUCUCAGAUGGCUCUAAAUUGGUGUGUUUUACACUCAGCAUGAAAAGGUAUAUUUCUGUAUUGUGGUGUUGAUUUUUCUGCGUUUCUUGACUGUGGGUACAAUUUCUUUGCCUCAUUGCCAUUAACAGUUAACACCAUCAACAGGAAAUGUAACGUGGCUUUUCAGCAAAUUAAAUCAAAGUGAAAAAGAUGUGACUAACUGUCUGGAAGCAUUGAGACCUUUUUCUGGUAACCCACUCUGACAUGGGUCAGUGUUUGAAGAACUGCAGACACUGCAGUGUUGUCAGAUAGCUUUGGUAUGUGUUAGUCUCAACUCUGCCUGUCGCUAUUAUGAAUAAAGUGAAAUGAUUGUACAGUGAUUUUAAAAAGUUCAUGAUGUAUGAAUAGCUUACUCUAGAAGAGGUCACUGCCUUGCAACAGCAUGUAACAGCUGUUUUGGACGCUAAGUGAUGCAAAUUGUCUUUCUUAGCCUGAUUUAAUUAAUUUGGCACAUGGGCAUCAGGGCAGCUGGUGUGGUGCUGCAACUUCAGCAGAGGCGAUUGUGAUGGUUUUUGAAAGUUCAGCAAUAUCUGCCCACCUUCAAACCACAGCUUUGCUCGAUCAUCAGAGCUGCUUCCAAAUGUUACUGUUUGCUCAGCAUUGGUAGGAUUUUACUCGUGAUAUGUAAACAGUCAGUUUUUUAGGUGGGGGAUCAGUGAGGAGUGAAAGAAGAAUGUUGAUACUGAUAAGUGAAAAAGGAUUGGCCCGAUUGGUUAGUCUGAUAAUUGCAUGAUCCCUGCAUACAUGCAUAAAAUACUUACACUUAUUGCACCUUUUUAAAGAGCAUUCUUUGGGUUUUAAGUUGUCGUUCUGGAUGUUUCGCACAUCACACUAGAGCCAAAAUGAUUAUCACUAUUUUUUUUUUUUUUUUAAUCUGUAUUGAGAUUCUGAUUAUUCAUUUUUAGUGACAAAAAUGUUUUUAUUACACUUUCGUGUGAACAUAACAGUGCUUUAACAUCCAUGUUGUGCUACAUUGCAGCUAAUGUACAGAUUUUUAGCAUAAAGAUAAAAUUUGUCCUCCUCGUUCAUGUAAAUUCAGUGAAUUUCUCAGAAGAAAAUUUGUAAAUAAUGAAUCAAGUUUCACCAAAACGUAACACUAACUGAAAUACAUUUACAUUGAGCUACAAUCCUGGUAAUUAAAACAUUUUUGCAGACAAUGAGGUCCACUUGACCUACGUGCCUCUCCUAGAGGCAAAAUAUAAAGUCUUUAAUUCGUGUUGCUUUGCAGUGCAACAACAGCUCUUCAGCACUCUAUGAUUUCCUCUUGGUUAACAUCACUAAAAUUAUUUCCUAACAAUGGAUGGUGAUGUUCACCUUUGACUUUGGUUAUCUGUCUAUCUGUAGUAUUACUUAUCCAUACUAGUCCAGGAAACUUGCACCGUGCUGGGAACAGCUGUGAUCGGCUCGUGGAGGCAUUAACUUGGCGCUGAUUUAGGUAUCGCUUGAUUUGCUGUUACUUGGUGACUUCAAAAACUUCAUUUAAUUAUCGGAAGCGAAAAUUGGGAUGGAUAUUAAAAUGUGAUUAAUUGUGCAGCUCUCCAUCAAACUAAAUAUAGUCGAUUUUUUUUUUUCAUAUUUUUAAGCAGCGUGACAAAAGCUGCCACUGCUUCAGUUUUUAAAAUGAUUGAUUUGCCCCUUCAUGUACUGAGGAUCCGUCAUUAACACCUUUUAGCUUCACAUGACACAUUAAUGGCUGAAGAGCAGAAAGCUUUGUACUAUGACCUGUAAAAGUUGUUUUUCUAGUCCUAUUGAGGCUCUAUGUGAUUGGCAUAUAUUUCAGUGACUUCAUUCAUAAUGAUUCAUCAGGUUGAGAACUUCCAUGAUUUGUGACAGAUGGCUUAAAUAUAUGUGCAAAAGUACACAAUCAAAGCAGUGCUGCUGACAAAUUUUAUUAAAUAUGUAACCUUUUAUGCUGUACAUUUAAAAAAUAAAGUAUAUUUUGUUGAUAGAGAUUGACCAACAACAUGGAAAAAAUUACUAUUUGGAGAUUCCCUUGCAUCAUUAAUAGGCCAGGGACAGAGGAUCUCUCUCCCUAAUGAGUGUCUGGCAUCAGAUCUCAGUGCUCUGUAUUCCUCUGUCAAUAACUCACGCCCUAGUUACAUGACUGAAUCAAAACUGAGUUUUCUUUUCCUGAAUGGUUUCAAAGAGUAUGCAGCCUCGCUGUCUUUUCUCAUUCUCUUAUUUCUUAAUUGCACUUUAAGUUGGUUUUUAUGACAAAAGGAAAGCAACAGAUAGGAAAACAAAAGGUGAAGAACAUAAAAGUGCUUGAUUUUAGGAAAUCGGGGACGAAUGCCAUUGCAAAGAUAGCCAUGUCAACCUCAGCUGUCUCCUCUUUGGACAGAGUCUGGAGUUUCCUUACACGUGGAAGACGAGGCCAGCCCAGGAUGAACGGCGAGUCAGGUGCCGGGGUGGUGACAGCCCCCCCUCCCACCACAGCCCCCCACAAGGAGCGAUAUUUUGACCGGGUAGAUGAGAGCAGUCCAGAGUACCAGAGGGAGAGGAACAUGGCACCGGACCUGCGACAGGACUUCAACAUGAUGGAGCAGAGGAAGAGAGUCUCCAUGAUCCUACAGAGCCCCGCCUUUUGCGAGGAGCUAGAGACGAUGAUCCAGGAUCAGCUGAAGAAGGGAAAGACGCCCACAAGCCUAUUGGCUCUGCAGCAGAUCGCAGAUUUCAUGACCACCAGUAUGCCUUCCAUGUACCCUGCAGCACCACAAGGAGGCAUGGCGGCACUCAAUAUGAGUUUGGGAAUGGUGACUCCAGUCAAUGAUCUGCGUGGCUCUGACUCCAUCUCCUACGACAAGGGCGAGAAGCUGCUGCGCUGCAAGUUGGCUGCCUUUUAUCGGCUGGCUGACUUGUUUGGCUGGUCUGAGCUCAUCUACAACCACCUCACAGUCAGAGUGAAUUCAGACCAGGAGCGCUUCCUUAUUGUUCCCUUUGGGCUCCUUUACAGUGAAGUCACUGCCUCCAGUUUGGUGAAGAUUAAUCUCCAAGGUGAAAUGGUAGACCGUGGCAGCACCAACCUUGGAGUCAACCAGGCCGGUUUCACUCUCCACUCUGCCAUCUAUGCUGCACGUCCUGAUGUCAAGUGUAUCGUACAUAUACAUACACCUGCAGGGGCAGCGGUGUCAGCCAUGAAAUGCGGGCUGUUACCCAUCUCUCCUGAGGCCCUAUCCCUGGGUGAGGUGGCCUACCAUGACUACUAUGGCAUCCUCGUGGAUGAUGAAGAAACUACUCUUAUACAGAGAAACCUUGGCCCUAAAAGCAAGGUGUUGAUCCUUAGGAACCAUGGCUUGGUGUCAGUAGGUGAAACAGUGGAGGAGGCUUUCUAUUACAUCCACAAUCUGGUCACUGCCUGUGAGAUCCAGGUACGAACACUGGCCAGCGCUGGAGGGCCAGAUAAUCUGGUGAUGUUGGACCCUGGGAAAUACAAGUCACGCCCACAGGUCCCUGAGCCAGCUGGUGACGGGUCCUCAACCCAUCCCAAGUGGCAAGUCGGGGAGCAGGAGUUUGAAGCCCUCAUGAGAAUGCUCGACAACUUGGGCUACAGAACGGGCUAUCCUUACCGCUGCCCAGCCUUGCGAGACAAAGGUAAAAAGUACAGUGAUGUGGAGAUGGCCUCCUCCGCCCACGGUGGUUACUCAUAUGGGGAGGACAGUGACUCAGGUGCUCGCUCCCCAUUGAAACACAGCUUCCAGCGCGGCCAGCGCGACAAGACCCGCUGGCUAAAUGCCAGCGGCCGCCCCGAUGAGCCCUCUGAGGACGGGGCCGACGGCAGCAGCCCCAAGUCGAAGCCUAAGGUGUGGACGAACAUAACACAUGAUCACGUCAAACCCUUGCUGCAGUCUCUCUCGUCCGGUGUCUGCGUGCCAAGCUGUAUAACCAACUGCUUGUGGACAAAGGAAGAUGGGCUCCGCCAGGCUGCUGCAGUCAAUCAGUUCAUCCCACUGAACACCAACCCAAAGGAAGUCCUGGAAAUGAGGAAUAAGAUCCGGGAGCAGAACCUGCAGGACAUAAAGACAGCAGGGCCCCAGUCCCAGGUUCUGUGUGCCAGCACUGUGGUCGAACGCUCCUUUAACCAGAGAGUGUCAAUCUGGCAGGACGCCCCUCUGUCUGACUGUACAGACACUAUUGAUGGCCUUGAUGUGUCCGAGGGCUCCUAUAGUCCUGCUAAAUCUAUUAGAAAGGGUGAACUGGUGACUGCAUCCAAGGCAAUCAUCGAAAAGGAGUAUCAGCCCAAGGUUAUCGUCAGCAAGCAGGGGCCCAACCCCUUCACCAAACUCACCGAUCAGGAGCUGGAGGAGUACCGCAGGGAGGUGGAGCUUAAACAGAAAGGAGGUGAAGUGCAGGGUCGAUCCAUGAGUAGGGGGGGAUCAGCCUCUGCUGUACCCAGCCCGGCGCCUCAAACGGCACAGAUGGGUCAAGCCUCAUCAUCUCCACCGUCUGCAGCUGACUCCUCCAGCUUAGAGAAAGCCCAGCCUACAGCUGCCACACCAGCCUCUGAGCACGGCUCUUCUGUCGGCGGAGCUGAGCCAUCUCAGAGCGGAGCAGACUCUGCAGGAACAGUGGCAGACGAUGUUUUUUCGACUGCAGACGAGGUUUUUUCAGAUUCUCCACAUAAGGACUUCCACUGUGCUGUGCUGCGAGCCCUCAGCAAGGAGCCCUCGGUGGUAGAUGCAGCUAAGGCAGAUCCAGGGCAGCUUGUAGAGUCUGAGAACGAGCCCAAAGACCCCAAACCCACAUCCACACCACCCAGCACCCCAAUCAGAGCAGAGGAAGACGAGUCCUUUACCAGGUACACGAGUGCUUUAUUUCUCUUGUGGCUUUCUGAGCGAACUUGCUGUUGGUUUAGCUGGUUGAAGCCAAAAGCUUGGCUGUGUGGUGGUGCUUGGUCUCCAUUUUUAUCUGUCUGUGUUGUUCGGCCUUAUCUGUAUACUGACAGACAUGAAGAUAUGCGAAAACUGAAAUGCGCUGCUGUUUUCUCGAGUCUUGUUUUGCAGUAGUCACUGUUGCAUGCAAACGGUUUUAAAAAAAUAAUGAAAAUCCAGUGCGAGCUUGCAGCAAUACUUUUAGGAUGCUGUUUGUGCCACUGACCCUUGAAACAGAACAUCUAUGAUGCAGCACUUUUUUUUCUUUUCUUAUCUUAUCUUAUCUUUUUUCUUUUUUUGCUGGGAGUGUUUUUUUGUUUGUUUGUUUGUUUGGUUUUUUUAAAAGACGAGAAUUAGUUCAGGUCACUAGAAAAACCUUCCAACGUCAGUACUGACUUGGAGUUUUAAGGCACUCUCAUAAACAAGCUUCCCAUUGGCAAAAUAACCCCUCACAUCAUGAUGAUUAUAUGGACAAGUUUAGUAUUUAGAAAUUAAACGGGAUCUUUGCCAACAAGUAUGCAAACAUCUUAUUCCCUUCCCAGCAGCUUGAUUAAUACUGUACAUACUGGUGGCUCCUGUUGAUGCUUACUACUUUUUGAGAGCUGAUGCAGUGUUGAAUUAAUUCCCUUCCCCUGAAAAAUACACUAAAUACACUUAAAAAAAAAAAAAAAAAGAAUCUUUGCGCUGUGGACGUUUCUCUGAUUUGUGCGUGCUCUGUUGUAUUUCAUUUUGUUUUGUUUGUACACAGGGUACAAAUGAACAAGGGAACUGCCCUCAUUAAGAUUUCCCUGUUUAAAUGAAGGUAAAAGAAAGAAUGCAGAGUGCUCGCUCAGGCCUGUCAAAGUGAUGGAAAUGAAAGGAAACAGGGAGAAGAAUUCCCAAUGAGAGCGGUGUUCAGUGCAUCUUGGUUGAGGUUUUGCUCUGUAAAAAGCUACAAAGUUGAAGUAGUGGAUUAUUAGUAUUUUUUUUCUUUCUUUAAAUGUAGUGUGAGUAUUGCCUGCGCAAGUGUUAGACUUGUGGUCACUGAAGCUUUCUUAGACUAAAGCACCUUAAGUCAGUAGUGUUUGGGAUGGUUUUAUUAUGUCACAUAAAUAAAUGACUGUGUGGACUGCAGAGAAAGGUGGAUGCAUCUAAAAUAGAAAAUCGCAUGGAUUUUGCAGCUUACCCAGUUGUAGUAACGCCGCUCAGCAGUGCAGCUCCAUUAGUUUGUCCCCUGAGUCCACUAACUCUCUCCAUCUGCCCCUCCACCAGAGUCCUUGCCAGAACAAACCUUUAAGGAUGAGAGUGACGCAGCCACCCUGAGACAGACCCUUCCAGAUUUAACACCCGAUGACCCUUCAGAUGCUCCAGCGCUUCCUGCCGAAGACUCCACCCCCGCCACUGCCGACACAGCCG